Molecule: messenger RNA, 4650 nt
Organism: Dioszegia hungarica
Lineage: Eukaryota; Fungi; Basidiomycota; Tremellomycetes; Tremellales; Bulleribasidiaceae
Product: ABC-2 type transporter-domain-containing protein
Exons: 33
Coding region: 1-4650 (1549 amino acids)
Biological process (GO): transmembrane transport
Cellular component (GO): membrane
Molecular function (GO): ATP binding; ATP hydrolysis activity; ABC-type transporter activity
Source: RefSeq, a predicted model, not a curated record
AUGGGUGCCAGCGACCAGGACGGAAACCACCAGGAGCGGCUCGAGCGGGACGUCGCGGCUACCCCUGCCGAUGGCGAGAAGAGGGAGCACAUUGUGCGCCGAUCUCAGCUCUUUGGCGCGGACGAGCCUGCGGUCUCUGGGACCGAGCCCCAGGUCAUACCCACCCAAAGAAACACCUCUUACCAGAACGCCGUCGACGCGUCGCCACGCGGGUCGUCUGGCUCCUCCGGUCACACUGUUGCUGGGGACAAUGCCAACCUCAAACCCGGCGCCAUCGGCCAGCACCCGUCCGCCUCGUCCUCGCUCGACUUUGUCGGCGAGAUGGAGAAGCCCAAGGGCGUCUCGGUCAGGCGGGGCAAAGAGGAGUUUGCUGCGCUAGAGCGGCGGUAUUCCAACAUGUCGCAGCAAUCGGGCGAUCUUCAGCGGUCCAACACCCGGCGAUCCGUUCUCGGUCGCAAGCCCUCGCGCGUGGCCGAAACCAAGGACGUCGAGAAGGGCAAGCAGGACGAGGAGGAGUUUGAUCUGGCGGGGACGCUCAGGUCGGGGCGCGAGAAGCAGGACGAGGCGGGAAUCCGGCACAAGCAGGUCGGAGUGGCCUGGGACGACCUCGAGGUCAUUGGGGGUGGUGGGAUGAAGAUCAACAUUCGCGCCUUCCCCAACGCUAUCGCCGAGCAGUUCAUCAUGCCGGUCAUCUCCCUCCUCGGUCUCUUUGGCUACAAUCCCCUCGCUCCCAAGCCAAACACCAUUCUGCACAAGAACUCGGGUGUGCUCAAGCCAGGGCAGAUGUGCCUUGUCCUCGGUCGUCCCGGUGCCGGGUGCUCUACCUUCCUCAAGUCCAUCUCCAACCAGCGCGAUGGGUUCCUAUCGGUCGAGGGGGAUGUCUCUUACGCAGGAGUCGGGUCCAAAGAAAUGGGCAAGCGUUUCGGAGGGGAAGUAGUCUACAACCAAGAGGACGACGACCAUCUUCCCACCCUCACCGUCGCUCAAACCAUCCGAUUUGCGCUCUCAACCAAGAACCCCAAGCGCAAGAUCCCCGGCGUCACCGACAAGCAGUUCCGCGAGGAAGUGCUCGAGCUCCUCCUCUCCAUGCUCAACAUCAAACACACCGCCAACACCAUCGUCGGUAACGCCUUCAUGCGCGGUGUCUCGGGCGGAGAGCGGAAGCGUGUCUCAAUCGCCGAGAUGUGGUGCGGAGGCGGUGUUCUCGGAUCUUGGGACAACUCUACCCGUGGUCUCGACGCAUCUACCGCUCUCGACUAUGCCAAGUCGCUGCGGCUCCUGACCGACAUUAUGAAGCAGACCACCUUUGUCUCGCUAUACCAGGCCGGCGAGGGUAUCUACCAGCAAUUCGACAAGGUCAUGGUCCUCAACGAGGGGCACGUCGUCUACUACGGUCCCGCCAAGGAAGCCCGCCAGUACAUGAUCGGUCUCGGCUACAAGGAUCUUCCCCGUCAGACCACCGCCGACUACCUCACCGGGUGCACGGACCUCAACGAGCGGCAGUUCGCCGAUGGCAAGGACGCCGAGUCCGUUCCGUCUACUCCUGCGGCCAUGGAGAAGGCGUACAAGGAGAGCGAGAUCUGCCGCCGAGAGAUUGCCGAGAAGGAGGAGUACCAGAAGCUACACGCAGAGACGUCCGAGGCGAGGGAUGAGUUUAGGCAGGCUGUCCAGGAUCAGAAGCACAGAGGUGUCGGCAAGAAGUCCCCAUACACUGUUCCCUUCGCCUCGCAGGUUUGGGCUUUGGCAAAGAGGCAGACCAUCCUCCGUUUCCAGGACACUUUUGGAAUCUACACCGGUUACGCCACCUCCGUCAUUGUCGCCUUCAUCGUAGGAAGCACCUUCUUCCAGCAACCUACCUCGGUCUCCGGAGCUUUCACUCGCGGCGGUGUCUUUCUCCUAUUUAACGCUCUUACGUCAUUCUCUGAACUGCCCGGGCAAAUGAUGGGUCGACCUAUCCUCUACAGACAAAACGGCUACCGCUUCUACAGGCCGGCGGCGUUCGCCGUCGCUGCCGUCUUGGCUGACAUCCCCUACAACGCGUCCAACAUCUUCUUGUUCACUAUCAUCACGUACUUCCUCAGUGGGCUCUACACAUCCGCCGGCGCAUACUUUGCUUUCUACCUCUUUGUCUUCCUCGGCUUCAUGGUGAUGGCUGGGUUCUUCAGGACGCUCGGGGUAGCCACUAAGGACUACAACGUUGCUGCUAGACUGGCGAGUGUCUUGAUCUCAAUCAUGGUCACAUACGCAGGAUACAUGAUCCCCGUCUUCGCGAUGAAGCGGUGGCUGUUCUGGCUCUUCUACCUCAACCCGCUUUCUUACGCCUACGAAGCCCUCUUCGCGAACGAGUUUGGCCGCAUCGACCUCACCUGCGACACCAACUACAUCCUUCCGCGCAACAUUCCUGCUGCCGGCAUCACCGGAUUCCCCGACACCGUAGGAGCCAACCAGCUUUGCGCUCUCCCUGGAUCCACUCCGGGCUCCAACGUCGUCUCUGGUACCGCCUAUAUGAACGCGGCGUUUACCUACUACUCGUCCCACAUUUGGCGUAACUUUGGCAUUUUGAUCGGAUUCUUCAUCGCCUUCCUGUGCCUGCAGAUGUUCUUCAUCGAGACAUUGAAGCAAGGUGACGCAAAGGCCGCAGUUGUAGUCUUCAAGAAGGAGGACAAGGACUCGAAGGAGAGGAACAAGAGGCUGGAAGACCGCAAGCUCGACUUCAGGGCGGGCAAGCUCGACCAGGACGUUUCCGGACUCGGCAUGGCCCCCAAGGCUUUCACCUGGGCGGGUCUCAACUACACGGUACCAAUCAAGGGCGGUGAGAAGCAGCUACUGAACGAUAUCUGGGGAUACGUAAAGCCGGGAUCGCUCACAGCGUUGAUGGGCGCUUCAGGCGCCGGCAAGACCACCCUUCUGGAUGUCUUGGCGGACCGUAAGACCACGGGUACCAUUACAGGGGACAUUCAAAUGGACGGACGCAAGAUCGAUGCUUCUUUCCAGCGGGGAUGCGCCUAUGCUGAGCAGCAAGACGUACACGAAUGGACUGCGACCGUCCGGGAGGCCUUGCGCUUCUCUGCCUACCUUCGCCAGCCCCAGAGCGUGCCCGUCGAGGAGAAGAACGCAUACGUCGAGGAUAUCAUCGAGCUACUCGAGCUUCAGGAUUUGGCGGAUGGAAUGGUCGGAUUCCCUGGUUUCGGUCUCACCGUCGAAGCUCGCAAGCGUCUUACCAUCGGUGUCGAGCUUGCAGCCAAGCCAGAACUCCUCCUCUUCCUGGACGAGCCGACCUCCGGUCUCGAUGGCCAGAGUGCCUACAACAUCGUUCGAUUCCUCCGCAAGCUCACCGCUGCUGGCCAGAAGAUUCUCUGCACCAUUCAUCAGCCGAACGCUCUUCUGUUCCAAUCCUUCGAGCGGCUCCUUCUCCUCCAGCGUGGUGGCGAGACCGUCUACUUCGGUCCCAUUGGCGAGGAUUCUAAGGAUCUGAUCGGGUACCUCGAGAGGAACGGCGCGGAGGUUCCGAAAGACAUCAACCCCGCCGAGUUCAUGUUGGAGGCGAUUGGUGCUGGUUCCCAGAAGAGGAUUGGUGGCGACUGGGGAGAGAAGUGGCGCAACUCGCCUGAGCUCCAGGAAGUCAAGGAGACCGUUCGGCAGCUCAACGAGGAAGCUCUUGCAAACAACCAUGAGGACAACACGAAUCACAAGGGCUCGGAGUAUGCUACCAGCGUUUGGUUCCAAUUCAGGACUGUGUUGACGCGGACCAACGUCGCCUUGUGGCGAAAUGCCGAUUACCAGUGGACUCGUGCUUUCGCCCAUAUCGCCAUUGCUCUGGUCGUCGGCCUUACCUUCUUGCAGCUCGACACCAGUUUGCAGAGUUUGCAAUACGUAAUCGCUGUAUUCUUUGCUACCAUUCUCCCAGCGCUCGUGCUGGCUCAGAUUGAGCCGCAGUACAUCAUGUCCAGGAUGACUUUCGCGAGAGAGUCCAGCUCCAAGAUGUACAGCUCUACCAUCUUUGCAUUCACUCAGUUCCUCGCCGAGCAGCCGUACUCUUUGCUCUGCGCAACUCUCUUCUUCGUCCUGCUAUACUACCUGGUUGGCCUACCGUACGAGUCCUCAAGAGCAGGCUAUAUCUUGAUCACCGAAAUUUAUGCUGUCACCCUUGGCCAAGCUGUUGCGGCCCUCUCUCCUUCAAUUACAGUUGCGGCGCUCUUCAACCCUUUCCUUCUGGUGACCUUCAGUCUCUUCUGCGGAGUUCUGACCGGUGGUCCCAGCGGCAUGCCCUACUUCUGGAGCUCCUGGAUGUACCAACUCGAUCCGUUCACCAGGUUGAUCUCGGGGCUCGUAUCUAGCGUGCUCUACCAAGUAGAGGUCGUCUGCCAGUCUACCGAGUUCAAUCGGUUCACCCCACCCAACGGCCAGACCUGCGGCGCUUACGCCAGCGCGUUCGCUACCGCCGUCGGAGGCUACAUCAACAACCCCUCGGCUAUUGCCCCCGCCACCUGCGAGUUCUGUCAGUACCGAGUCGGCCAGAGCUUCUAUACGCCACUCGCUAUCAGCUUCGACACGCGAUGGAGAGACUUGGGCAUUUUCAUUGCCUACUGUGUCUUCAACGUUGCUGUGCUUCUCCUCGCGGCUCGCUUCUUGUCUUAUACCAAGCGGUAG